AGACAUCUCUCUCUUCUCUCUCUCUCCUAAUUUCUGCGAACUUUCGGUACCAACUUUUUCAUGGUAUUUUCCUUAGGGUUAGUGUCUUCCUCGUUCAUAUUAUCAAUUAUUUAUACGACCCUCCUUCUCAACUAGUUGUUUCUUUUCUUUUCUUUUCUUUUCUUUUCACUUUACCCAAUAUUUACUUUGCCCAUAUCCCAAAUUCUCCACCUUCUCUCCAAUCGCACUCGCAAUUCGCAAAUGGACUUCAAUCCAUGGUCUCUUCGUUCCUCUGCCGCUGCUGCUUCCAGGCGUUAUCAUUUGCCAUCUGGUUACAAGAACCCUGAUGCAUUUGAGGCUUUAUUACCCUAUCUUGGCAUUGAUCAGACGGAAAUUGAUGUGUAUGCAGAUCUGUAUCAUGGAGGAGGAGGAGGAGGAGAAGAAAUUCUUGUCGAAGAGGAGUUGAGACCAGAGUUUCUCUGCCCUUUCUGUGCUGAGGAUUUCGAUGUCAUCGGUCUAUGCUGUCAUAUGGAUGAGGAGCAUGCGAGUGAAGUAAAGAGAGGGAUAUGCCCAGUCUGUGCAAAGCGAGUGGGGAUGGAUUUGGUCGGCCAUAUUACUGAUCAGCAUGCAAGUCUUCUAAAGGUUCAGCGCAAGAGGCGAGUUCGCAAGGGUGGAUCCACUCUAAAUCUUUCUUUUUUGAAGAAAGAAAUGAGGGAUGGAAACUUUCAAUCGCUUUUAAUGGGAUCAUCUAACAUGCUUCCAUCAUCCAGUGUGGAAGCUGAUCCACUGUUAUCCUCUUUUGUGUAUAAUCUACCACUAGUUGAGGAGGCUCCUUCAUCAAAACCUGAAUCCUCUAUAGAAGGAAGCUUGGCAGAGGGCGUCAUAGUUGAGGAGUCUUCGGAAAGGAACUCACACCAGUCGCCAUUGUCAGCUAAAGACCAAGAAGAGAUGACAAGAAGGUGCGAGUUCAUUCAAGGACUUGUGAUGUCCACUUUCCUUGAUGAUAGUUUAUGAAUUGUGAUGAUGAGAGUAUUAUGUAAACUACCAACUUUGUGUAUAUAUAAGGAAUUGUUGCGAAUAGUUCUUAGGGGAAGAGGGAAAUGAUGAAUCUGCGCAGUAUAUGUUUAAGUGGAAAACCUUUCUAUGCAGUUUUCAAUGUAGACUAUUAUAUACUAGUACUAGUAUAUUGCAUGUUUAUUUAAUAAAUUAAAAUAAAUUGAAGAAAAGCAAGUUUUCUUAUAUACUAUCAAGUGGAAAUUGAGAUUGUCUGGAAAAUGUUAAGUUGGAUUUCACUUUUUCUUUGUUUUUUUAA
Messenger RNA from Impatiens glandulifera, 1291 nucleotides. RefSeq names its product protein DEHYDRATION-INDUCED 19 homolog 4. The transcript is spliced from 5 exons. The record is from RefSeq and is a predicted model, not a curated record. Bases 241 to 993 code for a protein of 250 amino acids. Lineage: Eukaryota; Viridiplantae; Streptophyta; Magnoliopsida; Ericales; Balsaminaceae.